GGAGACCGCCGCAGCUCCGCCCCAGUCGCCUGUCUACUCACGCGCUCACUGCCCCUCGCCCUGUGGGCCUUGCUGCCACUGAGUGUACGCUCGAUCGUCCAGACCCCACUGCGUCACCAUGUUGGGCAUGAUCAGGAACUCGCUGUUCGGGAGCGUGGAGACGUGGCCUUGGCAGGUUCUAAGCACCGGGGGCAAGGAAGACGUCUCCUAUGAGGAAAGAGCCUGUGAAGGGGGGAAGUUUGCUACUGUGGAAGUGACAGACAAGCCUGUGGAUGAAGCUCUCCGGGAAGCAAUGCCCAAGAUCAUGAAGUAUGUGGGCGGCACGAAUGACAAAGGAAUCGGCAUGGGUAUGACGGUCCCAGUCUCCUUCGCCGUGUUUCCCAAUGAAGAUGGCUCCCUACAGAAGAAACUGAAAGUCUGGUUCCGGAUUCCAAACCAAUUUCAAGGCAGCCCACCGGCCCCCAGUGAUGAGAGCGUGAAGAUCGAGGAGCGGGAAGGAAUCACUGUCUAUUCUACGCAAUUCGGUGGCUAUGCCAAGGAAGCAGACUACGUUGCUCACGCCACCCAGUUACGUACCACCCUGGAGGGCACACCAGCCACCUACCAGGGUGACGUCUACUACUGUGCUGGAUACGACCCUCCCAUGAAGCCCUAUGGACGUCGUAAUGAGGUCUGGCUUGUGAAGGCAUGAGUCACUCGCUGAACUGAGGACAUCCUGGAAGGGUGCCACUGUGUCCCCUGACUUGGGGUCAAGAAGGGGCGGUGCUUUUCCCGUUCCAGCUUUCCCUCAAAAUCCCUCUCUGCCAGUUUUCUGAAGUAAGCCAAGAUUGGCAGCAUCGUUCUUGAAUUAGAAAGUUCUGUGGCAGAUCAGAAAAAAUCCCAGCGGCAUUUCCUCUGCCAUCUGGGUCACUAAAAACUGGUUUUUUAAUAAUUGUCGAAUUUGUAUUUUUGUUAGUGAGGAAAUAUUAUGUGAUUUAUGCAUGAACUUUCAUCUGUGGUUCUUUUAAGAACUUUGUCUAGAAAGAAACCAAAAAUACAAAUCUUUGACUUAAGCAGCA
Molecule: messenger RNA, 1058 nt
Organism: Mastomys coucha (southern multimammate mouse)
Lineage: Eukaryota; Metazoa; Chordata; Mammalia; Rodentia; Muridae
Gene: Hebp1
Product: heme binding protein 1
Exons: 4
Coding region: 119-691 (190 amino acids)
Source: RefSeq, a predicted model, not a curated record